AAACCCAAUUUGCAUCAAUACAGAAAAGCUCGACCUUUUAAAGAUUAUUCAAAAUUAAUUAAUAAGGUGUCAGAUUCAGAUAGCGAUACAUAUUAUUCAACAAAAUCUUCAUUAGAUACUAUAGAAAAUGAGCUAUCUAUAUUCGUGAAUCAAACUUCUCACCCAGCAGGCCAAAAUGGAAACCUCAACACUCUCAUACCCGAUAAUUCCCUAUCCCCUCCCAUCAACCCCCUGAAAAUUUCCAAUUUUUUCCCUGAUUACAAUUACACGAAUCAUUCACUGAACCAUCAUAUUAAUCAAACCGAUUUCAUCGAAAAAAUUGAUUUACCAAAGCUGAAAGACAACAUACUUACCAGCGCGAAAGAAAACAACAUUACCUACGGUAAAGUUAUCACCGAUUCGGUCGACAAUAUAAUUGAUUUCGUUGAAAAAACAAAUAACCAGAUCGGCCACAUGGUGGGUAACAACCCCGUAAAGUCGCCGAAAAAGUUUGUCAUGUCUCUCACGGCCAAUUCUAGCCCAGGAGUAACCCACAAUGUAGCAUUGUCGAAACGUUUUGUUACUCACAGGGUAGCCUCAGUACCGAUGGUUUCGGAUAUCUCUACCCUAACGCGCACCAAAUAUAUAAAAGCUAAGACCCGUUACCCCAUCUUGAUUGGGCUGCCUUUUAAUGCCACCGAGAACGUCAUCAAAAUCUUUCUCAAAUCGUUCGUCAAACCAAUCUUUAAGAAGAUAUUCUUAGACUCUACUGGAGAAAAAUUUGACAAAAAUGGUUUUUUGGGAAGUUCGGCUGAUUACCUAAACUCCUUCGCAAUGUCGAAGAUGAAUUUGCUCGAAAAAGAAAUCCCGCUUCUCUUUGAGCCCUCUGAUAAGGUACUGGAAGGUCUCAGGCCCAUAUACACCAUAACAAUAAAACCAUUCGUCCUUUUGACCAUGUUUGCAAUCAAUGUGAUAUUAAGCAUAAUGAACGGUACCUUCAGUACCGCGAAUAAAGGUAAAGAAAAAGCCAAGGCCCAACUCGGGGAAGCUUUUGACACCUAUUUAGACGGCCUAGACUACUUUUUCUUCAAUACCCCUCCUGGGAGGUAUUUUGUCAAGAUACUUUACCUUUUUUCCAACACUUACCUGCCAACAUCUCCCAAACAAUCAUCGACUCCAACCUCUGGGAUAUCCAACAAAAUUCAUGUCAAUGAGAACGCCGUUAUAAACAAUUUUUUUGAUACAGUGAAGCCCGACAAGCUGGAAGAAAAGGGGCAAGAAAAAUUGGACAUCAAAUUGGGAAACAAAAAAAGAGUGUUAAGACCGUACCCCAUUAAUCCUGCUGCCCCAAAUAUUAGUAGCGAGUCGGAAUCCGUUUUAAAAAAGAUUAUGAAUGCUUCUGCAUCUUUCAACGAACGCAAAAAGAGUCCUAGGGCAAAACUUGAAAAUUUGGUGCUAGAGGUCGAUUCGGUUCAACCUAAACCGAUUGAUAGUGUCCUCUACUUGAUUCUGACCCUCAAGAAUAGGCUUAAUUUCGUAUUCGUCAAAGCCCUUAGAUUAGUGGAUAAAAAGACGGGGUUAAUUUCUUUUUCGAAGCUCUUUAACAAGAAUUGGGAAGUUUUCAAGACCGAUUUAAGGGCAAAAAUCUCUAGGUCUCCCCAGGACGUGGAGGAUUAUUUUUGGAAUCUCACAAAGUUUUCUUCCGAGAUUAAGUUUCCUGGAUUUUCCUACUUUUUAUUGUCGAUUCAUUCCCGCACUUACCUAGCCUGCGAAAGACUAUUUAGCCGCUAUAUCCUGUUUCUGGGUUAUUUGGCCUUAGCUAUCCUGCCUACUACUUGGAGUGCAUCCUUCAUACUUUUGCAAGAGAGGGCCUUAAUACUGAGACAACAAGUGUCCGAUAAACGGGGUGGGUUUUUUGUCAAGCUAGAAACUGCUACUAAAGGACUUAUGAGACUCCUGUUGCUAACUUUUACAGCCCCGAUUCCCGAACAAAACGGGUCUAAUAAUACCGGAAAUGCCGCAAGAUUCAGAGCUAUCACUGGGCUGGGAACUGAAAGCCUUGCGGACAAAGUGGCCUAAAGGAAAUGAAUAUCUUAUCACUUUUACGUUGUUUUUUUUUCGUUAAGCAACGACUUUUAUUUUGAAAAUAAUUUUUUAUCUUAUUCUUUUCUUCUUCCCCCUCCCUCCACUCAUCUUUAUCAUUGUAUUGAAAAUAAUACUUUCUUUGGUAAUAUUACUAAAUAACUAUCAAUUUAUAAAACGAUUAAGAGGAAUAAGAUUCGAAAAUAACGCAAUAUUAGUAUUUUAAACUAUUUUUUUUGAAACUAUAUAAUUAAUUAUUUAUAGUUUUAAUUGAUUACAUUUACAAAUUUUAAUUCGUUUAAAAAAUAUUAUUAAAUUUUAUUGCUCACUUUUUGUUGUAUAUUAUAACUACGUCUACAGGAACUGAUCUUUUUUUUAUAUUUAGAUUUUUCAAAACAAUUAAAAAAAUAAUUUAUAUGACACAAUAGCCCACUUUUGGAUUUAGAAGUUAUGUAACCUUUUUUCGAAAUUUUUUUAUUUCUAAUAAUGUAAUAUGUUGCAAAUGUUUGAUUGUAAUUUCUUAUUAUACAUUUUUUUAAAGCCUAUUUUUUGUCAUUAUAUUUAAACAUUUAAUUAACGGUCUUGAAAUUGAGCAAUGAUUUUUAUAACUAAUGAUUUAGAUUAUAAGGGAUUUUAUCUGUUUGAAUUCAAGAAGUAAAUGGUUCAGAUCUUGUAGGGAUUUUUGGAAUUCUAUGGUUAUGUGAUUAAUAUUAAUUUGUCAAUCUCCUUUGUAUUUCUGAUUUUAUAAAUAUAGUUUUAUUGACUAAAAUAUAAAGCUUACAUGAAUCAUGAAUUUUGAAAAUUUAAUUAAAAUUUAAGGUUGUACUUGUAAAUCAUCGACAGAUAUUAGAUCUGCUUAGAAUUCAAUCGUGAACUAUAUUUUAAAACUUACUUUUGCUCUACAAUAAAUUGUAAUCUUUUAAACAUUAUAUUUCUAACUAAUUUUUUUGAUAGUAUUAACAUUAUAAAAUAUAUUUUCACAAUUUAAUAUGUAUAAAUUAUAUUUAUUUUUAUACCAACAUUAUAUUAUAACCUAUGCAUUAUCCUAUAAUUUUGAUAGUAGAUUUUAUUUGAAAGUAAUAUAAGUUUUUAUAGAAUUAAUAUUCAUUUAUAUAAUGUACGAUAAAACUUUAUCCUAAAAAAAAUUCAGUUAUAUUAUAAAAAUGACAUAUCAUUUUUGGUUUUAUUAAUAUCUCAAUACAUUUAUAUAUAUCAUAUAUAUAUGUCAUACAAUCAUUUUUAAUUGAUUUUCAUAGAAAAUUAAAAUUAUUAAAUAAAACUAUUAAUAAAAUAAA
This is a messenger RNA of Gordionus sp. m RMFG-2023, 3356 nucleotides long. RefSeq lists its product as uncharacterized. The record is from RefSeq and is a predicted model, not a curated record. The transcript is spliced from 8 exons. Bases 454 to 2058 code for a protein of 534 amino acids. Lineage: Eukaryota; Metazoa; Nematomorpha; Gordioida; Chordodea; Parachordodidae.